CCAUUUUUUGUAUUGGCGACGUAUACGCUCCUUAGCAAGCCGUGCAAGCUCGACGAGAUGGCAAAAGAAAGACUUCUUACACUUUGCGCGCGUAAGUUUCUGGGGGUAUUGAAAUGGAGAUAAAUAUUUGCGGCCGACCAUCUUCAACUCGAGUUUGGGAUUCAAAUUCAUCAGCCUCUCUUCUUUCCGUUUUAUUCAUCACAACAAAGUUUUAACAAUGGCACGCACAACCGCAGCAGCAGCGGCCGCUCUGGGCCUAAAGAUGGUCGAUGAGUCGGCCACAGAGACCAAGACCCCAGCUCAAGAGGAGACAAAUGGUACAACAACCACAAACGGCAAAGAGUCAAAUGGCGAAACCGCCGAGAAAGACAAGACGUCAACAGAAACAAACGGCGAAGAGAAGAAGGAGGACGAAGAGGAGAAGCCCAAGAAGCCACUCGCUCCCUUCGGCUCAAUCGCCUCUACAAAGAACAUCUACAAGUCCGCCAAAGACAGCGAUGGCAACUGGACAUGGGUAGACAAGUACCCCGAAGACGUCCAGGAAGCCACCGAGAAUGAGGAGACGGAGCAGUACGCCGUCGUAGUGCGCAACAUCAAGAGCAACGAUAGCCGGAAGAAGCUCGAGGCCGACUCCAUCGUCAUCCAGAGCCCCUGGCUGAAGAAGGCCUUGGGCGAAAUCCUGGAUGGUUACACCGGUGUUGCCUGCGAGCUGGAGCGUCUCGAGUUCGACGCCCCCUUCCGCCCCUUCGUGCACCGCUGGACGGAAUUCCGCAAGUACCUGGGCAAGAAGGACCUUGAUGCAAACACAAAAGAGCAUCUCACUAUCCUGCACGACAUCCUUCAGUACGAGACUGGUAAUACCAUCAAGGCCUUUGAGGAUUACGUUGCAAAGGGCGUCAUCAAAUUUGAGCAUCUGUGGAUGAUCUUCCAGCCUGGUGCCCUCGUCCUCUCGGCUCAUAAAGGCCCUCUUUCGGCGUUUGAGCUCGAGGAGACCGAGUACAUGCAGAACAACUGCGGCAAGUUCCUCCAGCUACGCGCCGACUGUGUCGACUAUGGCGGCAAGGAGUUAGGUCGCUACGGCGAGCGCAUUAACAUCUCCGAGUUCCUCGGUACUAAGAAGAUCACCGGCCUCAACGCCUACCCCUGGGCCUUCCACGCCCAAAGGGAAAAGCUGCGCACCUCCCUCAUCCAGCGCGGCAAAAUCUUUGAGGAGCUGGCCGGGCACAACUACAAGCAGUACUCGGGCACCGCCAUCACCUGGGAUAGCGAAGGCAACGAGGUGCCCAUCCAGGUCGAGGGCCGCAUCGUCGUCGACAUCAACUCGUUCAACCGCUUCAGCCCCCACCGCAACCGCUACGUCGACGACUGGAACGCCAAGGACAUGGAGGCGCUUUCGGUGUGGAAGCGCCAACACGGCCUGGGCAAGGAUGGAAAUCUCAAGCUGACUCCAUACCACCAGAUGCUGGCGCGGUCUCGGACGCGUGGCUACUCCCUCAAGCUGAAGAAGUGGCUCGAUUUCUUCGUCGAGCAGGUCACGGAGAUCACCUGGAACACAAACGCCUUUGACAAGCUCGUCCUACCCGAGGACCAGAAAGAGCUGAUCCUCGCCUUCUCCGAGUCGCAGCUCGACGGGUCUACUUUUGACGAUGUCAUCUCCGGCAAGGGCAAGGGCAUCAUCUACCUACUGUCGGGUCCUCCUGGUGUCGGCAAGACCCUGACGGCUGAAGCCGUCGCUGAGAACCUCCGUGUUCCCUUGCACACCCUCAGCUCGGGCGACCUGGGCUCGCAGCCGUGGGAGGUCGAGCACGGCCUGUCACGCAUCCUGGAACUCGUGGCGCGGUGGAACGCGAUCUUGCUCCUGGACGAGUGCGACGUUUUUCUCGAGGCGCGCUCGACGCACGACCUCGAGCGUAACAAGAUCGUCUCCAUCUUCCUACGGACGCUCGAGUACUACGAGGGUAUCCUCUUCAUGACGACGAACCGUGUUGACAACAUCGACCUGGCGUUCCAGUCGCGCAUCCACGUCUCGCUUGAGUACCCCGACCUCGCUCCGGAGUCGCGCCGCCAGAUCUGGCGCAACUUUUUGCAGGGAGCAACGCUCAAAAGCGAGGUCUCUGACGAGGAUAUCGCUGAGCUGUCUGAGUUGAAGCUCAAUGAUCGACAGAUUAAGAACAUUCUCAAGACUGCGCAAUUGCUGGCUGCUAGGAAGAAGAGUCCUUUGCAGCGUAGUUUCAUUGACAUUGUUCUCAACAUUGAGAAGCGGCGUCCUGGAGGCCAGGGUUUGUAAGGGAUCUGACCUAGCCAGGGCGCGUUAUUGGCAUGAUUACACGGUUUCGAUGAGUGAGAAAGGCCGGGUAGGAGUUUAGGUUGAUUCACGAUACAAUGAAUGAUAUUUUAUGACCACUA
Colletotrichum phormii is the source of this 2406-nucleotide messenger RNA. Its product is annotated as ATPase. Gene Ontology annotation, molecular function: ATP hydrolysis activity; ATP binding. Bases 218 to 2287 code for a protein of 689 amino acids. The record is from RefSeq and is a predicted model, not a curated record. The transcript has a single exon. Lineage: Eukaryota; Fungi; Ascomycota; Sordariomycetes; Glomerellales; Glomerellaceae.